Molecule: messenger RNA, 1261 nt
Organism: Capsella rubella
Lineage: Eukaryota; Viridiplantae; Streptophyta; Magnoliopsida; Brassicales; Brassicaceae
Product: rhomboid-like protein 11, chloroplastic
Exons: 6
Coding region: 109-978 (289 amino acids)
Cellular component (GO): membrane
Molecular function (GO): serine-type endopeptidase activity
Source: RefSeq, a predicted model, not a curated record
UUUAUAUACGCUUUUAGAUCUAACUUUUAUAAUUUUUGUUAGUUAAUCUGGUCUUAAACUUAGAACAAACUAACAAAAAAAUUCAAAAGAUUUUUGAGUUUUCUGAAAAUGUCUCAGCUUCAGCUUAACCUUCAUCACCACCAUUACUAUCUCUCCCUCCCACAUUCUUCUUCUCUUUGUUCCAGAUUCCCAUCUUUACCCUCCUUACAUCGCCGCCGUGCUCCCCUCUCUCUCAACUCAACUGACUCCACCGUCUUUCUUCCUCUCACCGCCGUCAGAUCUCGUCUCAGUGACUCAGAUAUUACCCCAAAGUUUGAAUUGAGUAAAGGACAACAAGAAGAGAAAAAACAGAACCGAGCAAAUGGCAUAGUCUUGAUCAUACUUACCAAUCUUGCCAUAUUUAUGUCUGAACACUUGUAUAACGUUCGCGCCAUCAAAUCUAUGUAUUUGUAUAGCGAUAAUCCCGUGUGGUACCAGUUUGUGACUUCCACGUUCUGUCAUGCUGACUGGAACCAUCUCUCAAGCAAUCUUUUCUUCUUAUACAUCUUUGGAAAGAUUGUUGAAGAAGAAAAAGGAUCUUUUGGUUUGUGGAUGUCCUACUUGUUUACUGGUGUUGGAGCUAACUUGGUUUCGUGGUUUGUUUUACGGCCAAAUUCAGCUUCUGCUGGCGCCUCGGGUGCUGUUUGUGGGUUAUUUGUGAUCAGUGUUCUCCUCAAGAUGUCUCGGGAUUGGAUAAGAUUCCUUGAAGUUCUUGUAUUGGGUCAGUUCGUUUUGAAGAGGGUAUAUGAAGCAGCUCAGGGUUCUACUGGAUUAUUAGAAACUAUAUUUGGUGGCUUUACGUCCAUGAAAGUUGUUCAGACUCUCAAACCCAUUGCGGAGUUCUCUGGUGCUCUUGUUGGUGUUCUCUUAGUUUGGCUUCUUAGCAAAUUUCCCUAUGAACUUGUGAAUCAAGAAGUUAAAAAGUUCCUCCAAAAGUGAGGUAACAAUAGAAUGCAAAGCUGAUGUAACGAUUGAUCUUUGUUAAACUGAAGCGCAAAACCGAGAGUGUCUGUGACUACUAAUUCUUUUGCAGCCGAGUUGUGUAAACUGCUUUGUUCUAUGUUACUGCUCAUUAAGAGGUUCUUUUACUUCUCCAAAUUUAUGUCUGCAGUUAUUGAAAACAGCAACUGUACAAUAAUGCCAUUUCUUUUAUACAAGACCAUUCUGCUGUAAUGUACAUAUAGUGAGUUCUCAAAGUAUUGACUCUGAAAUUUCAACAGAA